ACUUGUACCUGUUUUUCCACGGACUUCCUCUUCCCAAAAUAGUUCACUCAGAGGAGAGCCUGGAAGAUUUUCGGAAGUUUAAAGUUCAAAACGACGACAUCUUUGUUAUUUCAUACCCCAAGUCCGGUGAGUAGGAGAUUAUAGCCUCGCUCUGCCCUCCUUUUUCUCAAUGUGAAUGUUGUAACGUUGCUUAACCCUCUCGUUUCCAAAGAGGCGAUUCUGCUUUUACCCCUCCUCUGGGCGCCUUCGGUGCCGCUGAAUGACACGUUACCGAGACGUUAGUAUUACACAGAGGAAGUUGCCCACGGGUUCCCAGACCACCUUUAUAUUCCCUCGAGCGGACGUUGCUUUUUACCCGCUGGAGAAGUUUCGAGGACAGUCAGGUCUUUUACUGAGCAUCUAGGUUUGACGCCCCAGCACUAGAACCUCACUGCUUUUUCAUGGAGGAUAAGAAAUACCUCAUAUACCACGGGCUGAAGUGCCCUAAGGAAAACCACACCCUCGAGAGCUUAAAAUAUUUUGAGAACUUCCAAAUCGAUGUUCUAGAUCUCUUCUGCAUCUCUUAUCCAAAAUCUGGUACAACAUGGAUGCAAGAAAUUAUUCCCUUGCUUCUCAAUGGCGGGGACCUUACUCCAGUGGAGAGCAUCCCAAACUGGGAGAGGGUGCCUUGGCUCGAGGAGACACGGGCUGUCCUGUUCUUGGACAAGCUGAGUGCGCCAAGGACCAUGGUCUCCCACAUGCCCUACCCUCUGAUGCCUCCUACCUUCUCGUCCUCUAAGGCAAAGGCCAUUUAUAUUGCAAGGAACCCGAAAGAUGUAUUGGUGUCUUCCUUUUAUUUCCACCAAAUGGCCAGUUUUCUGGAUGAUCCUGGAACAUUUGAAGAAUUUAUGGACAAGUUCCUCGCAGGGCAGGUUCUUUUUGGAAAGUGGACUGACCAUGUGAAGAGCUGGAGAAACACAGAUCUAGGAGACCGGAUUUUCUACAUCACUUAUGAGGAGCUGAUUCAGGAUCUUCGUGGGGCUUUGGAGCGCAUGUUAAGAUUUCUCGGCCGGCAGAUGAGCGAAGAAGCUCUGGAUCGCGUCACUGAACACUGUCUGUUCAAAAACAUGAAAAAAAACAACAUGUCCAACUAUUCGCUGGUGCCACAGGAAGUCAUGGACAGCAGCAAAUCACAUUUCCUCAGAAAAGGAAUUGCUGGGGAUUGGAAGAAUCACUUCAGCCCAGAGUUGGAGGACAAAUUCAAUGCGGUCAUUCAGAAAGAAUUGGAGGGGAGUGGAAUUAAUUUCCCCUGGGAUUAGCGAUAAAAAAAUGAGUAAACUGUUGAGUUAUCAUAAAUUACCGUAUUCCUGAUCAUAUUAAAGAGUUAUGGUUUGUCUUGAUUGCUCAGACACAAAUCUUCUUUGGUACUUUCAGAGGUCUCCUGUUACAAACUUAUUUCUGUGCUUUAACUGAUUUUUUAUAGAUUUUUUAAUGUUUUGAAACAAUUAAUACAGGGCAGACGGUAAUUACAAUUGAUUUACAUAAUGAAUGACUUAACUGAAAUGUUGUGUAAAGAUGAUUUAGAAAUUUCUAUGCAAAAGUUUUGCUCUCCUAACUAACUAAGUUAACAGAUCCUCUACAGAGAACACACUUGUGCUUGUUUUAGUGCACAAUUGCUGUUUCUUUGCUGAAUAUAACAUAUUGGAAAAAAGAGCAUUACAUUUGAAUUGUGCAAAGGUUUUGACACAUUUAUAUUAUAUAGUGUUUAUUUUUUUCCAAGAUGUUUCACUUAGCAAAUACGUAGAAAUUAUGCUUUAAAAUAAAAUAGCGACAAUUAAGUUUGUUUGUUAAAUUUGUAUUAACUUAUUUUCACCUAGAAAAUCAACAAAAGAUGUCAUUUGGCUGGAGGUCAAUGCAGCGACGCAAUAAAAGUACAACUGCAUUUUAUUAAAUUUUUUUCAAAAAUAAAAAAACAAAACAAUGAA
Messenger RNA from Pygocentrus nattereri (red-bellied piranha), 1964 nucleotides. It is a transcript of the gene sult2st3, whose product is annotated as sulfotransferase family 2, cytosolic sulfotransferase 3. The record is from RefSeq and is a predicted model, not a curated record. The transcript has 6 exons. The coding region runs from base 441 to 1298 and encodes 285 amino acids. Lineage: Eukaryota; Metazoa; Chordata; Actinopteri; Characiformes; Serrasalmidae. Gene Ontology annotation, biological process: sulfation. Gene Ontology annotation, cellular component: cytoplasm. Gene Ontology annotation, molecular function: sulfotransferase activity.